Pundamilia nyererei is the source of this 1575-nucleotide messenger RNA. It is a transcript of the gene dera, whose product is annotated as deoxyribose-phosphate aldolase (putative). Gene Ontology annotation, molecular function: deoxyribose-phosphate aldolase activity. Bases 241 to 1005 code for a protein of 254 amino acids. The transcript is spliced from 7 exons. Gene Ontology annotation, biological process: deoxyribonucleotide catabolic process; carbohydrate catabolic process. Gene Ontology annotation, cellular component: cytoplasm. The record is from RefSeq and is a predicted model, not a curated record. Lineage: Eukaryota; Metazoa; Chordata; Actinopteri; Cichliformes; Cichlidae.
UUUUAUUUGUGUAGACGUGCAGGUGAAUCCUCAUGUCGGAUGCAAAGAGAAAGAUUAAUACCACAUGCCGCUGCGCUCUGAAAUAUCUUCCGUUUCUUUUGUCACACACAAACUUCUACCCUCGUUGGCGUUUGACUUUCCUACGAAGAACACAUCCGGGCAUUUUGAGCGCACUUCAUACGUAUUUUGGCUGCGACUGAUGAGGAAGUUCACAAACGACAGCGUUCUCUUUGGCGAAACAUGUCACCCAGAAAUCCGGGUACGACGCUCGACCUGGAAAGGAUAUCCAAAGUGAGAGUGAACACACAGGCUGUGUUGAAGAGGGCUCAGUUUAUCCAAAGACAGAAGAUCCCCAAGAAACAGUGGCAGGCUGCGUGGCUGCUGAAGGCCGCGACCCUGAUCGACCUGACCACUCUGGCCGGAGACGAUACGGCCUCCAACGUGCACAGGCUCUGUUUGAAAGCUAUCCAGCCAGUUCGAUACGACCUGCUCAAGAAGCUUGAUAUGCACGACAAAGGCGUGACAACAGCAGCGGUGUGUGUGUAUCCGUCUCGUGUGACUGAUGCUGUCGGAGCACUUAAAGCAGCCGACUCCAGCCUUCCUGUCGCCUCAGUGGCCACUGGCUUCCCAGCUGGCCAGACUCCACUGGAGACCCGCCUGCAGGAAGUGCGCAUAGCAGUGAGUGACGGCGCGACGGAGAUCGACAUCGUCAUCAACAGGAUGCUGGCCAUUACAGGACAGUGGGAAGCCAUGUACGACGAGAUCCGUCAGUUUCGGGAGGCUUGUGGCCCCGCCCACAUGAAGACCAUCCUGGCUGUCGGAGAGCUCGGCUCGUUCACCAACGUCUACAGAGCCAGCAUGGUCGCCAUGAUGGCUGGUUCAGACUUCAUCAAGACGUCUACAGGGAAGGAGGCUGUCAAUGCUACUUACCCUGUUGCCAUAGUGAUGGUGAGAGCCAUCCGUGACUACUUCAUGAGUACGGGCCACAAGGUACAGUGGGCGUGAACACUCACUGACUGUAGAACAGUUACUACAUUUAUUAUGUUCAUGAAACCAGCAUCACGUUCACUGUGACUGAUGGACGGAAAGUCUUUGACAUGGAAAGAAACUUGCAUGAAUGUGGAGUCGUGUUGAAUGAGCAGCUCGAGUACUCGAGUAGAUGAGAAGCAUUUUAUCAAACAGCAGGAGCUGAUUCUGCUCAGUUUCAUUAAGAUGCAGCAAAAAUCUUAAUGUAAACAUUUAUAUGGCAGCGCUGCAAGACAGGUUGAGUCACCAUGACGUGCGUCUACAUCAAUAACCAAUCGUAGGCCAGUCGAGGCUCGCCACAGUGUGCUCUCUGUAUUUAGUGUCAAAACGGACGGUUUUGAUUUUAGUGCUGUGGAACCAGGUUCAAGCAAAGUUUCUCAGAUUAAAACGCUCUUUAUUAGUUACACCGUGUUAGUUCUGACCUGCUUUUGCCUUCAGAACUUUAUUGUCAGUGUUGCGACAAACAACUACUACUGAAAAAGUACCAGGUACUGUGACCUAAUGGGAAACUCCACAAACCGUGGCGAUCUGAGCUGAGUAGGUACUGAU